This is a messenger RNA of Laccaria bicolor S238N-H82, 474 nucleotides long. RefSeq lists its product as uncharacterized. Gene Ontology annotation, molecular function: metallopeptidase activity. Lineage: Eukaryota; Fungi; Basidiomycota; Agaricomycetes; Agaricales; Hydnangiaceae. The transcript is spliced from 2 exons. The record is from RefSeq and is a predicted model, not a curated record. The annotation marks the transcript as partial.
CAAGAACAAGAGCUCAAACAGGCAUAUCGGCAAGGUGAUGCUACCACUCUCAACAUCUACACCGCCGGAUUCAACAGGACGAACCCCUCACUGGGAUACGGCUCCAUGCCCUCCAAGUACUUCAAGGACCCAAUCAGUGACGGUGUCAUUGUCCGGUACUCCACCUUCCCUGGCGGUGAGCGCAAGAACUACAACCUCAGCCAAACGACGGUGCAUGAGGUUGGACAUUGGUUUGGGCUUUACCACACGUUCAAAGGGGAUGGGUGUGAUGGGGUUGGGGACAACAUCACGGACACGGCCCCGGAAGCUUCAGGUGCAGAAGGGUGCCCUGUUGGCAGAAAUACUUGCCUGGGAGGUCCACCGGAUCCUAUCCAUAUGUCGUACAACUAUAUGGACUACUCUUUUGAUUCAUGUAUGAGGGAGUUCACGAAAGGUCAAGUGGUCAGGAUGCACGAAGCCAUACGAGCCUUCAGA